GCCACCAUGUCGGGCGACAAGCUCCUGAGUGAACUUGGCUAUAAGCUGGGCCGCACGAUAGGUGAGGGCAGCUACUCCAAGGUGAAGGUGGCCACCUCCAAGAAGUAUAAAGGGACGGUGGCCAUCAAGGUGGUGGACCGUCGGCGAGCGCCUCCGGACUUCGUCAACAAGUUUCUGCCUCGAGAGCUGUCCAUCCUGCGGGGAGUACGGCACCCGCACAUCGUGCACGUCUUCGAGUUCAUCGAGGUGUGCAACGGGAAGCUGUACAUCGUCAUGGAGGCAGCAGCCACCGACCUGCUGCAGGCAGUGCAGCGCAACGGGCGCAUCCCGGGGUCACAGGCGCGCGAACUCUUCUCGCAGAUCGCGGGUGCCGUGCGCUACCUGCACGACCACCACCUGGUGCACCGCGACCUCAAGUGCGAAAACGUGCUGCUGAGCCCUGACGAGCGCCGCGUCAAGCUCACGGAUUUCGGUUUUGGCCGUCAGGCGCACGGCUACCCAGACCUGAGCACCACCUACUGCGGCUCGGCCGCCUAUGCGUCACCUGAGGUGCUCCUGGGCAUCCCCUACGACCCCAAGAAAUACGACGUAUGGAGCCUGGGCGUUGUGCUCUACGUCAUGGUCACCGGGUGCAUGCCCUUCGAUGACUCGGACAUUGCUGGCCUGCCCCGGCGCCAGAAGCGCGGUGUGCUCUACCCCGACGGCCUCGAACUGUCGGAACGAUGCAAGUCCUUGAUCGCCGAGCUGCUACAGUUCAGUCCAUCCGCCCGGCCCUCGGCGGGCCAGGUGGCGCGCAAUGGCUGGCUGCGGGCCGGGGACUCCGGCUAGGAGCCGGGGUUCUCGCUGUUCCCGCCGCACCAGGCCCUGAGCCAGGGCGGCGCACGCGCGACAGGCGAGCUUCGGGAAACCCGCGAAGUCGCCGCGCGCCACUGCGCACGAGCCCUGUCCCUUCCCCUGCCCCCACGGCGGCGGCCCGCAGAGGCCGGCUGUUGGAUUCUGGUUCCUCCUGCACAACCCGAUUGCUGCAGGGCGCAUGCGCAUCCUCGAUUUCUGGCGAGAAGGCCCCGGGAGGGGCGCGAAGAAAAGAGAGAGAAGCAUUGCGCCUGCGCGGAAUGAGUUCCUGCUGCGCGAUGGGUGGCCCCGGCGCGGAGAAGCUGCGGGCCGGCGGUGCACUCCAAGUUCCAGGUUGGAACCUGCAAUAAAUUCGCUCUUCCUCGCAAGUGGCUUUAGCGGUGGACCCUUGUUACGGAGCAGAGGGGCGAGGAGGUCUCAGCACUUUAGAGAAAGCCAUGUAUGUGGAGAUUCUAGCUUCAGACCUCAGAAGGGAGUUGUGGGAUCCAAACACGGAACUUUUGAGUUCCCCAAACUGGACAAACUUCUAGAGGUUCUGUAGUCGUCCCCCGGGAUGUGAUGAUGCUUGAAUUGGAAUCGGUGUGGAUGAAGGAGGGCACUGCCUGUCAGCAGAAACUGAGCAUUUGCAGAUGGGGAAACUGAGGCCCAUACAGGUGUCAGCUGUGCAGAGAUAGCUAUGGUUUGUACUCAGGUCUCUUGAAGCUGAGAGUCCUGGGUGGUGGUACUUUCUCUAUGUUUACAGGUAGUUUACAGGGAGAGAACAGACCCAGCUACUGGUGCUGUUUUCUUUGUUGUUGCUGUUGGUGGUGAUGGUGGUUUGUGUGUGUCAUGCUAGACCACGGCUUGCUUACUCCAGACAUCUCACUAUGCAGCUUAGGCUGGCCUGGAACUUGAACUCUCCUGCCUACGCUUCCCAAGUUCGGGAUGACAGGUGUGCAGCCCAGUUCUGCAUGUCUUGAACCAGGACCUGGGACUCCAAGAGGCUUGAACCAUCUUUGCCUUCAACAGAGUGCAAUGUGACAAUGCAAAUGCAAUGUCAAGUAAAAUAAGACAAGACGUGGAAAUAAUUGUGAGUUGUGCGGAAUGCCAGGUGGGGCAGAGAUACCGUGGGAGAGACUGUGAAGCUGUUUGGGGGCUGUGCCCAAACCAUUAAAAAUGGCACAAGAUGCCAGGAGUGUGGCACACACUUUUAAUCCCAGCGCUCAGGAGGCAGAGGCAGGUGGAUUUCUGUGAGUUCCAGGACAGCCAAGACUACACAGAGAACCCUGUCUC
Molecule: messenger RNA, 2124 nt
Organism: Peromyscus californicus insignis
Lineage: Eukaryota; Metazoa; Chordata; Mammalia; Rodentia; Cricetidae
Gene: Tssk6
Product: testis specific serine kinase 6
Exons: 1
Coding region: 7-828 (273 amino acids)
Biological process (GO): microtubule cytoskeleton organization; intracellular signal transduction; protein phosphorylation
Cellular component (GO): cytoplasm
Molecular function (GO): protein serine/threonine kinase activity; tau-protein kinase activity; ATP binding
Source: RefSeq, a predicted model, not a curated record